Molecule: messenger RNA, 3059 nt
Organism: Cyprinodon variegatus (sheepshead minnow)
Lineage: Eukaryota; Metazoa; Chordata; Actinopteri; Cyprinodontiformes; Cyprinodontidae
Gene: tnfrsf11a
Product: tumor necrosis factor receptor superfamily member 11a
Exons: 10
Coding region: 231-2198 (655 amino acids)
Biological process (GO): multinuclear osteoclast differentiation; ossification; positive regulation of bone resorption
Cellular component (GO): external side of plasma membrane
Molecular function (GO): cytokine binding; tumor necrosis factor receptor activity
Source: RefSeq, a predicted model, not a curated record
AUGGAAGCCGAGGGAAGAUGAGUGGGCCUGUGGGAGCUGCCGUUGCUUAACGGGAAUUGAAGGAGCAAGAAUGACCUGACAGUCUGAGCAAAAACAAAUCUUUUCCAGCCUCUGACCACACCAGCAAAAAGAAGUGAUUUGCAUUGAGCUCACCUGGAGAAGGGGGUUUGGGGGUGAACUGAUUUCUGGGCUGCGCGUAAAAACGCAGACGCAACUCCAAACCUAAGAAGAUGAGGUGGAUUUUCCGCGGCUGGAUAACUUGUUUUCUCGUCACCCUUUCCGCACAGGACGGACUCUCAAAAUCAGACUCUUGCAAGGACAAUUACUACGUAAAUGGCUCCACGUGCUGUAAAAAGUGUCCACCAGGUCAGCGUGUGCUUUCUUCCUGCAAUGAAUCCCGGGCCACUCUAUGUACAAACUGCAGCCAUGGUACCUAUCAGCCUGGCUGGACGGGGAGCAGUAACUGCAUCAAAAAAAAGUUCUGUGAUACAGGUAAGGGAUUUAUGAGAAGAAAUGAGCAGAGUGAAGACUUGACGAGGGAGGAGCAAUGUCUAUGCCGACCUGGUUUUCAGUGUUCUCUUAUCAACUGCGAGUUCUGUGAGAUGAUUCCGACCUGUGGGCCUGGUUAUGGACUUGAGGAAGAUACUGCUUCAAAAAAUGGAAGGAAGAUCUGUGUUGAAUGCAAGAAGGGCUUCUACUCUGCUGAGAAGGAUAAGGAAGAAUGCAAAAAGUGGACAAACUGUAAAGCUGAGGGGAAGAGUGAGACGCGGCCAGGCAGCAAUCAGACUGAUGCAGAGUGUGGACCUCCUAUUACUGGUCCAGCACCUUCCUGGUUUGUAGUUGCAUUACUGUCAGUGAUCACUGUUCUGUGUCUCCUAAUUCUGCUGCUUUUCUGCUACAAGGACAAACUGAAGUUACUUUCCGUGAAUCUUCGAUCUUGUGUGCAGAAUCUAAAGAGGAGCAGGAUCCAACAGGAGACUUUGGCCCCUCUUUACCGCAGUGGAGCUUCAGCAGGAGGAAUACCAGAAGUUACUGGCUCCAAAUGCACACCAUGUGAGAUGACUAAACUCAUCUGCCAAGCUUCCCACAGUCCUGAGAUCGACCCUCUGUGCACAUUCCCAGCCUCUGUUCCCUGUGUCAGGAUCUCUAUGCCUUUCACAGAAGGAAUGGCAGAAAAAGUAAAGGAGAAGACAGUGACAGAAACUGAGAGCCAAGGAUCCGGAGAACCAGAAGAACUGUCAGAAGAGGAGGUCAUUAAUGCUUCUCCGCUUUUGGCAGGUUCCUGUGUGUGCCUCAGUCUGGUUCGUGAGCCACUUGAAGUAGGAGAGAACGAGGACUGUAGCCAGGCUGUUAUUCCUGGGACUUUGGGAAUGUGCUCCUGCGGAGGUAUCGAAGGAAAGAGGGAUGGAGAGGAAAAUGGAAAAAAGGACACAAGUGAAAAUCAAAUACCAGAAGAAAAGGUUGAUCAGGAAAAGAUAGUCUCAUCUAUGAGUGAGACAUGUGUUAGAUCUCUUGUCUCAGUUUGUCCCCCACUCACCAACACCUCCUCUCUGGUUCUUCCAUCCAUUCCCCAUGUUGAACUCUGCCUGCCAUUGUCCCAGGCUCAGGGGACGCCGCUGUCCACUUCCAAGCUUUCUGACAAGUCGCUGGUAAAACAGGACGAAUUAUACAGACUGGCAAGCACAGAAUCUGACUCAGCUGAACAUAUUGAAGCCUCUGCUAUGACCCUGGUCAGUGCUGUGAUGAUGUCCACGUCUACUGGAGAACUGUACCUAGACAAGUCUCAACAAGCCUCCAGGCUGGAGCCGGGCCAGGGCUUUUUCUGUGGGGAUAGCAGAGAGAACAAGCUGUCUCUGGAGGAUUCAGAGCUGGAGUGCUCGCCGGAGAGCCUCCAUAGUGAGCUGGCUGAACCAACACCGACCUCAGGUCUUGUUUCUGGCAGCCGCAACACCACCUUCAUCUCCAGCGGUCAGGUGAUGAACGUCAACGGUGAUGUCAUCGUCGUCUAUGUGAGCCAGACCUCUCAGAACGGUGACGAGGUUGGAUCGGACGGCGCCUUCGGGAGCCCCGUUCAGGAAGAGGCCAACGAGACAGCCCAGUUUUUCCACAGCUGCCUGCGGUCUCCAGGGGACUCCGUUUCCCAUAACACCUUGCGAGAACAGACACUGCCAGUACAAGAAAUGAUAGUGGGAAAGUGAACUAUGAAGAGCAGCUUUCCAAACAGUGAUCAUCUCUACAGUUUUAUUAUUUGAUAAAAUAAAUAAAUUAAUAAUAUUUUUUAAAUCAUACUACAUUCUUCAUUUCUUAUAUUAUAUCCAGGCCUUCUUAGUUGGAAUCUUUUUUUUUUUUUAUUCUUUGUUGCAUGGAAAUUUUAGUGGGAUCUUGACACUAAUAGUUAAUACAUAACUAAUUUCUCACAUUACAUCCUCCAUUCCCACGUUUGUAGACUUUUCACUAAGUUUGACAUUUGGAUGAUUUCCUCACAUAACAAAACAUCCACCAUGUGGAAAUAAUUUUCAUGUUUUUCUUAUUUUAUGGUUGAAACUUAACUCUUUUAGCCAUAGUAAAAGCCAUAGUAUCUGAACAAUGAUAAAUCUAAAGCAUUUCACUGAGUCAAGCUUUCUGAAGCUACUUAAUCGACAUGAAAACAUUUUAAGAUCUGUUAUGAAGCUUUUUUUAAUCUGUACAGAGACGUUGUUUAUUGUAUCCUUAUUGCACUGGAUGUGCAAUACAUGUUUAAGAGAAGAAUGCUAUGCAUUUGAUAAGCUAUUUUAUUACUGGUUUGUGUUCUUUUGCAAAUUUUGAAUGAAGAAAAUCCAAAUGUUUUUUGUAAAUUCUUAAUGUUUUUUUUUUAACCUACAUUUUAGAGGUGAAAGAUGAUUGUAUAUAUUCAGAAGAAGCAUUAUCUGUUUGCAAAGGAAGUAUGAGUUUUUCUUCGUUUGAUUUUUGGUGGGGAUGGGUUUGAUCAUGUGGUGCAACUGAGAGCAGGCAAAAUCAGAGCCAUCAUAAACGUAAAGGUUAGUGGCCCCUGAAAAGGCCGGUUAUUCAUGCUUUUUUUU